Messenger RNA from Colletotrichum truncatum, 621 nucleotides. NCBI's taxonomy places the organism in Eukaryota, Fungi, Ascomycota, Sordariomycetes, Glomerellales, Glomerellaceae. The record is from RefSeq and is a predicted model, not a curated record.
AUGACUGAGAAGCUGGUGGGCGGAGAUGAAGUCGUUGAGAGCAUAUUACUCAAGCUUGGGGUUGCCGAGGUAGAACUAGAGGUGAACAGCGAUGAUACAGAUGAAAACGGGCUCGACGGUGUCGCCGUGAGACUGUUGGUAGACGAAGCUCCUACUGGUGAUGGAGCACUAGCUAUUGUCGAACUGGACAGGGACAACGUAGAGGAUGAUGGAAAGCUGGCGGCCGUAGAUGCGCUUGCUGUGGAUGAAAUAGUCGAUGACGAGCUUACGUUUGAAGUUGGUAGUGGGGACAUGGGCGAUAGCGUUGAGGAUAACAUGGUUGUAGUUGAGAUAGACGAUGUGGGUAUACUAGAGUGGGAUGAAGAGGAGCUUGUUGACGUACCAGGAGAAGAUGUUGUGGUAUCGGAUGAUGUUUUCGAGAGAAAUGUUGGGGUUGAUAAAGAAGAUGAGCUCGAAAAAGACGAAGAGAUCAAUGAAGUCGAUGAUGAAGACAUGGUAGUGGUUGUUGUGGAGGUGGUUGUUGUGGAAGUGGCUGCUGUGGAAGAAGUGGUCGUGGAAGACGUGGCCGUAGUCGAUGUCCUUGUACAACCAGCCCCAGGCGACACUACAACAGGGCUGUAG